AUGUUUUUGACGACUUGUAGUGGUGCACAACGCGACAGAGACGACAUCAUCCCAACUUCACGGUGCCCCAUACAGGCUUCCGUAGAAAAUAGUAGUUGUAGUAGUAGUAGUAGUAGUAAUAGUAAAAGUAGUUGUAGAAGUAGUGGUAAUAUUGGAAGUAGUAGUAGUAGUAGUAGUGGUAAUAUUGGUAGUAGUAGUACUAGUUUCAAUAUUGGUAGUAGUAGUAGAAGUAGUGGUAAUUUUGGUGGUAGAAGCAGUCGUAGUAGUUGUAGUAGUAGAAGUGGAAAUUUUGGUAGAAGUAGUAGUAGUAAUAGUAGCGGUAGUGGUAGUGAUAGCGGUAGCGGUAGAGGUAGUGGUAGUAAUAGUAGUCGUAGUAAAAAAGUAGUGGUAUUAAUGUAUAAGUAG
Molecule: messenger RNA, 405 nt
Organism: Mercenaria mercenaria
Lineage: Eukaryota; Metazoa; Mollusca; Bivalvia; Venerida; Veneridae
Exons: 1
Coding region: 1-405 (134 amino acids)
Source: RefSeq, a predicted model, not a curated record